Molecule: messenger RNA, 2693 nt
Organism: Suricata suricatta (meerkat)
Lineage: Eukaryota; Metazoa; Chordata; Mammalia; Carnivora; Herpestidae
Gene: RRAGC
Product: Ras related GTP binding C
Exons: 7
Coding region: 87-1286 (399 amino acids)
Biological process (GO): cellular response to starvation; positive regulation of TOR signaling; regulation of autophagy
Cellular component (GO): nucleus; Gtr1-Gtr2 GTPase complex; lysosome
Molecular function (GO): GTP binding; GTPase activity
Source: RefSeq, a predicted model, not a curated record
CGGCGGCGGCGGCGGACUGGGGAGGCGGCGGCCUGGCUUGGCCUGGCCUGGCCUGUCAGGGCGCGGGCGGCGGCGGCUCCAGCACCAUGUCCCUGCAGUACGGGGCGGAGGAGACGCCCCUGGCCGGCAGUUACGGCGCGGCGGAUUCGUUUCCGAAGGACUUCGGCUACGGCGUGGAGGAGGAGGAAGAGGAGGCAGCAGCCGCGGCCGGUGGGGUUGGGGCGGGGGCCGGCGGAGGCUGUGGUCCGGGGGGCGCUGACAGUUCCAAGCCGAGGAUUCUGCUCAUGGGGCUCCGGCGCAGCGGCAAGUCCUCCAUCCAGAAGGUGGUGUUUCAUAAAAUGUCACCCAACGAGACCCUCUUUUUGGAAAGUACCAACAAGAUCUAUAAAGAUGACAUUUCCAAUAGUUCUUUUGUGAAUUUCCAGAUCUGGGAUUUUCCUGGGCAAAUGGACUUUUUUGACCCAACUUUUGACUACGAGAUGAUCUUCAGGGGAACCGGAGCGUUGAUAUAUGUCAUUGAUGCACAGGAUGACUACAUGGAGGCUUUAACAAGACUUCACAUUACUGUUUCUAAAGCCUACAAAGUUAACCCAGACAUGAAUUUUGAGGUUUUUAUUCACAAAGUUGAUGGUCUGUCUGAUGAUCACAAAAUAGAAACACAGAGGGACAUUCAUCAAAGGGCCAAUGAUGACCUUGCAGAUGCUGGGCUAGAAAAACUCCACCUUAGCUUUUAUUUGACUAGUAUCUAUGACCAUUCAAUAUUUGAAGCCUUUAGUAAGGUGGUGCAGAAACUCAUCCCACAACUGCCGACCUUGGAAAACCUAUUAAAUAUCUUUAUAUCAAAUUCAGGUAUUGAAAAAGCUUUUCUCUUCGAUGUUGUCAGCAAAAUCUACAUUGCCACAGACAGUUCACCUGUGGAUAUGCAAUCUUACGAACUUUGCUGUGACAUGAUUGAUGUCGUAAUUGAUGUGUCUUGUAUAUAUGGGUUAAAGGAAGAUGGAAGUGGAAGUGCUUAUGACAAAGAAUCUAUGGCAAUUAUCAAGCUGAAUAAUACAACUGUCCUUUAUUUAAAGGAAGUGACUAAAUUUUUGGCACUGGUCUGCAUUCUUAGGGAAGAAAGUUUUGAACGAAAAGGUUUAAUAGACUACAACUUCCACUGUUUCCGAAAAGCUAUUCAUGAGGUUUUUGAGGUGGGUGUGACUUCGCAUAGGAGCUGUGGUCACCAGACCAGUGCCCCCAGCCUGAAAGCAUUGACACACAAUGGCACGCCGCGAAAUGCCAUCUAGCCUGGAUUCCAGCUGUCGGGGCUCUGUGCCAGCUUACUCUUCACUCCAGGGUCAGAUGCCACGUGCUACAGGACAUGGGAGCUGCCGCUUGUGGGAAUCCUGGUGCCUGUCCCACUAGAGAUAAGGGGUAGAGUUUCUCAUUUGGAUGAAAACCCCUUCAACCAGUGGUGUGCAACUGAAGCUACUAUUUCUUUUUUUCUCUUUCUAUUUUUUUUAAUGGCAAAAAAGAAUUCUAAAGACCACAGAACUCAAGUGUGUCUUUCUCCUCUUUGGGGUCCUAUUUUAAGUAGUUGGGAUAAUUGGGACCUGGAGAUAACACCACUUACCCAUCCUUACCAGAGAAUGUAGCUGUCAGUUACCAGUUGGAAAUAAUAGAAAGAACUGAGUUUUUAUAUGCUUCACUUAGGUUUUUCAUUUGAGUAGUGUCUAAAAAUCCUGCCUUGCUUACGUUCUAACACUGCUUCUCAGAGUUCAAGUUUGGACGUUGCACAUCUAAGACAUUUUAAAUGCGUUUGCUUGCUAACUCAGAAGACACAUGGUCUGACCGCAGCAAAGGACAUUCCUCUGUUUGUUACUGAAGAAAUGAGAAAGUUUUAUGCUGCAUCAGGUCGAGAGCAAGGCUCAACAGUGGCUGCUGCGUUAGUUCUCUUGGACGUGUUGUGUUGAGGAAGAAACUUUAAUAUAGAAGACAGAUUUUGCACCUGUGUUUUAGGUACCAGACACCUGGGUUCUUUCUCCUCCAUUGGAUAAAUGCUCAUGAUCGGUGUAACGAUGGGAAUUUAACAGAUUUGUUUUCUCCACAGUCUCCUCCUCCUAGGGGAGAAAUUUCAUUAUGUCAUUGAAAUAUUUAGCUCACUUUUCUUUAAACUUGGUACCAGCCCGCUACCUACCUUUUAUUCUAAGCUAUUUAGAUUCUUUACGAAUUGCUGUUUUGUUAACCGUGAAUGACCGUAAGGCACUGGUGGGCUGUCCGCUGGGAGUUGGAGAGAGCACGUGGCGCCACAACAUGUGUCGUGAAACAUACUUUGUCUCCAGUAUUCUGACACCAAGUGUCAGCUGUGGUACUUUCUUCACCUAGGAUAUUAAUUCAUAAUUGUUUCCUUUUGUUGAUGGUUGAUACCCUGUCCAUUGAUUGAAAGUUACACAUUAUUUUUACUCGACAUGCCCAGUAGUCCUGUAUCCAAAGCCACUGGACCACUUGAGUACGUAAGUGCCACUGUUUAAUGAGACAUGUACACCCAGGUCUGCAAACCUAACAGUGUGACUUGGAGUGCUUCCUGCAGGUGAUUCUGACUGUUGAGUAUUUACAUGGACCAUGGUGAUAUCCAAAAGAAAAUGCUUUUAUAUUUAUAGAUUAUUUCACUGAACUAUAUAAAAUGGGUAUCAAUAAAUGUAUUUACUCCAGAA